Molecule: messenger RNA, 1107 nt
Organism: Rotaria socialis
Lineage: Eukaryota; Metazoa; Rotifera; Eurotatoria; Philodinida; Philodinidae
Source: the annotation of a GenBank genome assembly
AUGGCCACCAUAACAUUUGCCGUAGCAAAAGUCGACGUAUGCACGAAAAACCAUGCUACAACUGAAGAUUUAAGUGAAUUUGAUGUGGCUCGAUGGGCAGCUAAAAGUCAAAAGUUAUCAUUAGAGAAUUUUCAAACCAAUUAUCCGUUAGUUAGUGAUCUUAAUGGAAAUAAUCAUCGAAUUAAAAAUGCUUUUGUUGGAUCCGUAUUCAAAGCUUAUUGUGAACAUUAUCCACUUGAAUUCAGUGUCGAAGAUAUUUGGGUUGCUAUUACUCAAGGUGUCAGCAUUCAUCUAAAUGAAAAUGCUGAAAAAUAUCGAGAAUUAAUGGUAUCACAUGAAGGAAAAAAAACAUUGACACUUUCAGUAGAUAGUCUUCGAAUACCUGAUUCUGCUCGACCUAAAACAGGAAAUAAAUCUGUACCUGGUAUUAAUUGGCCAGCAGCUGUUAGUCAAAUGGGUGAAUUAAUUAGAGGUGAUAUGAAAACCGAUUUAGCUACGCUCUUGACUACUCCUUUUUCUGGUACAACUCAAGUCGAACAAGCUGUUUUUGAUUGUACAUUAAUGGAUAGUGUGAAAGCGUAUUAUGAUUUUCGAUUUAGUCUAUGCUGUGGUCUUCCACAAGUGACAUUACGCGGUUCACCAGAAGAUUUUCAACAAGUUAUUAAUCGAGUAAAUCAACUUCGUAGUAUUUUUACUGAUUUUCAUUGGUGGCUGGAUGUUCUUCUACUCCAUUUGCAACAAUUAAAGGCAAGUGCUGAAGGAAAACCUGAUAUUGAUUGGUGGCAAAAAAUCUGUCACAGUGUAGGUGGCGGAUCUGAUAUUAGUAUGUUAGCUGGAUGGCUGGCUGAUUUUGUUCCAUAUAUUUCAGAUGGAAAAGGCCAUUAUACAAAAGCUCGACGUGAUCAUCAUCAUCAUACACAAGGUAUGAUCAAUGGCAUUGAAUUUGGUGAUUUUAGUGAGGCCGUAACUCAAACAGAUUUUAUUUUGGACGAUAAUGGCCAUGAAACUAAAAUGAAAUUAAUUGCUGGAUUUUUAGGUAUUGGUCAAAAUAUUAAAACAGGUGCACUUCGUCCAUGUCUUGGUUGGUUAACAGCAUUACCAGUUUAG